UUUAUGGGUAUAUAAACAACGCCCCACAACAUGCAGUUUUAUCAUUGAUAAAAGGGACGCCAGAAAGCCGUUAACGAUGUAUAAACUUAUUUGCCUAGCACUAUGUAUAGCGGUAUCCUCGGCUAUGACCGGUUAUGGUAGUUAUUACGGAAGCGGUGGCUUUGGAUCAGGUUAUGGUGGGGGUGGAAUAGGUUAUGGCAGUGGUUAUGGAGGUUUCGGUGGCUAUGGAGGAUACGGGGGAGGUUAUGGUGGAUUGGGUUAUGGAGGAGGAGGUAUUGGUUAUGGUGGAUACGGCGGUGGAUAUGGAGGAUAUGGAGGCGGUUAUGGUUCACUAGGUGGCAGUUACAUUGGGCUAGGUAGCGGAUAUGGCAAUAUUGGAGGAUAUGGCAGUAUUGGAGGAUAUGGCAGUAUUGGAGGAUAUGGAAGUAUUGGAGGAUAUGGUGGUUAUGGAUCUCUAGGAGGCUAUGGCAGUCUCGGUGGAUAUGGCGGUUAUGGCGGCGGCGGAUACGGUGGAUAUGGCGGUCGUUACGGCGGCUAUAGUGUUGGAUUAGGUAGCGGCUUCGGUGGCGGUUUCGGUAGCGGUUUUGGAGGAUUUGGCGGAGGAAGCUUCAGACGAACAGGCGGAAAGAGAUACGGAAAAUACUAGUUUAAAUAAACGAUUUGUGCUAAGAGGGAUAACAGCUUAUAUUGUUGUUUCUUCAUUGAACAUGUUUUGUUACUAAUUUAGAAAAUAAUUAAAUGUUCCUAGAAAACUU
Molecule: messenger RNA, 755 nt
Organism: Ruditapes philippinarum (Manila clam)
Lineage: Eukaryota; Metazoa; Mollusca; Bivalvia; Venerida; Veneridae
Product: acanthoscurrin-2-like
Exons: 4
Coding region: 77-646 (189 amino acids)
Source: RefSeq, a predicted model, not a curated record